GCGGCCACCAGGCGGGGUGCAAAUCGGGCCAGUGGUCCAAUUGAUCUUGAGACCGACCGCGUUCGUAUGAUACAAUCUUACCCUGAGGUCCAGAUUGUAUCCAUUGUUUUGUUCCGGUUACGGAGGAUUCAUUGUGGAGGUCUGGACCUGGAGAAUUGAAAUCAAACCAAGUGCUCUGAGAGAGAGAGAGAGAGAGAGAGAGCGAGAGAGAGGGGUAUUGUGAGUUAGACCGGGAGCAUGGCGGGGGUUAUUUCGGCUGCGGUGCCGGCCAUUGGAAGUGUGUGCGAGGUGCAGGUCAGCGUAGUGAAAGGACCAGGAGUCGAUGGGAAUUUGCGGAGCUCAUUCGUGCCUGCAUUUAGGCACAAUUUCGCUAGGUCAGGGCGUGCAGGGACUGAUGGCCUGAAGAUAAGGAGUAAUGGCGUGAGAGCGCAGGCUGUGAGUGUGGCGGAGGCGCCGAAAGUGUCGCAGGUGGUGCAGUGGCAAGAGAGCAAGCGCAUUCAGACUCAGAGUGUAGUCAUAGGCCCGGAAACCAAAACUAUUCGCUCCUUGGAUUGGGAUCGCGAUAGGUUUGACAUUGAAUUUGGCCUACAGAACGGAACCACAUAUAAUUCCUAUGUAAUUGAAGGAAACAAGCUGGCGGUGGUUGACGCAUCACACGAGAAGUUCCGGGAGUUGUACUUAGCAGCACUUAAAAAUGAGAUUGAUCCAAGUACUAUUGACUACAUUGUAUGCAACCACACCGAGCCUGAUCACAGUGGACUAAUUCCAGACCUCCUGGAGCUGGCGCCGAAUGCCGUGGUGGUGGGCUCAAAAGUCUGCAUCCAGUUCUUGCAAAAUCUUGUCCUCAAACCUUUUAAGAGUUUGGUUGUCAAGGGAGGAGAUACACUGGAUCUUGGGGAAGGGCAUGUUCUGGAGUUUGUUAUUGCUCCCAAUUUGCACUGGCCGGACACAAUGUUCACUUUGGAUCGCAAGUCCGGCAUCAUGUUUACUUGUGACGCUUUUGGCAUGCACUACUGUUCCGAAGCCGUUUUUGAUGAGGAUUUGGAGAAGCUUGAGCCACAUUUUCGGUUCUACUAUGAUUGUCUCAUGCGUCCUAACGCCCGCUCAGUACUAUCAGCGCUGAAACGUGUUAGCGACAAGGAGUUUGGAAUGAUUGCAACGGGACACGGCCCCUUGUUGCGGUACAAUGUCGCAGAUCUGAUGCUGAAAUAUGAGAAUUGGAGCAAAGAUGCUCAAGAAAAGAAGUUGACCUCAGUAGCCGUUCUUUACGUAUCUGAUUACGGUUACAGUGACCGUCUUUCACAGGCUCUUGCAAGAGGCUUGACGAAGACGAACACGCUUGUAGAGAUGUUGGACAUGAACUCUGCGGACUCUCAGGAACUGAUAGAAUGUGUAAGCAAAUGCGCCGCAGUGGUCCUUAUGGCGCCACCUAGUCAAGGUCCUGCAAAUGCAGCGCUCUCAACAUUGGUUCCGGCUGUCAAAGCCAAGCAACCCUUGUUGAUAGCGGAGAGCUUUGGAGGAGAUGAUGAACCAGUGGAUACCUUGUUGCAACGGUUCACGGGAGCUGGAGUUAUUACAAAUUUACCCCCGAUUAGAAUCAAGGACGUGCCCACAGAAGCAACUUAUCAGUUGUUGGAGGAGGCGGGCACUGAUCUUGGCCAACAACUCACUCAGAAGAAAGUCAUUGAAGCAAAGAAGCUGAACAUGCCAGCGGAUGUAGCUAAAGCAAUUGCCCGAAUUUCAGGCGGCCUCUAUGUUGUCACUGCUCAAAAGGGUGUGUCCAGAAGUGCAAUGAUUGCAUCCUGGGUUUCUCAGGCGAGUUUUAAACCUCUAGGUAUCACCAUCGCCGUUGCCAAAGACAGAGCCAUAGAGUCACUCAUGCAGGUUGGUGAUACAUUUGUCCUCAACUGCUUAGAAGAGGGCAAGUACGCUCCACUGAUGAAACACUUCUUGAAACGGUUUCCCGCAGGAGCUGAUCGCUUUGAAGGAGUGGAGUGGACGGCUGGGGCAAAUGGAAGUCCUAUUUUGAUCCAGGCUUUAGCAUACAUGGAAUGUGUCGUAAAGAGCCGUCUCGAAGUCGCAGAUCAUUGGAUUGUGUAUGCCGAAGUUACAGAUGGCAACGUCUCUAAUCCCGAUGGCAAAACCGCUGCACACCAUCGCAAGAUUGGGAACUACUAUUGAGUUCUCUUUCUGUAGAGUGCUUAGUUCCACUUGAGUCUUUUAUGUUACCUCUCCCCUGAUCAUGUGGGAGGUUGUAUCAGAAAUUUACUGCACUUGUACAAAAAUGCUAUCAAAUUGACAUGUAGUCACUUAUAGAUAUUACUUCUAUACAAAUAAGUGUAAUACUCGGUUUGGGUGAGUGUGAAUUUGAAGAACACUUGAGCUCUAGAAUCGGCGAUCUCUACGUUGUCCAUGUUGAGUAGGGCAACCAAAAGUGUGCCUUAUCCUCCCCAGUGUAAAGAUUAUAAAUAUUUUAAUACUCUUUCCUCGUUA
This is a messenger RNA of Physcomitrium patens, 2493 nucleotides long. RefSeq lists its product as uncharacterized. Lineage: Eukaryota; Viridiplantae; Streptophyta; Bryopsida; Funariales; Funariaceae. The record is from RefSeq and is a predicted model, not a curated record. Gene Ontology annotation, molecular function: FMN binding.